Molecule: messenger RNA, 3148 nt
Organism: Parus major (Great Tit)
Lineage: Eukaryota; Metazoa; Chordata; Aves; Passeriformes; Paridae
Gene: RNF208
Product: ring finger protein 208
Exons: 2
Coding region: 854-1651 (265 amino acids)
Biological process (GO): protein ubiquitination
Molecular function (GO): ubiquitin protein ligase activity
Source: RefSeq, a predicted model, not a curated record
CGGAGCCGCCAGCAUCCCCGGGGAGCCGCGCCUGGCCGGGGCAGCGCCGCAUCCCUCUGCCUUUCAGAUAACCUCCGCCGCUCGGGCCCGAGGAACCGCACCGGGCACGGAGCGGGGGCCGGCGGCUGAAGCGGGACCCCUGCCCGGGGCCAGCGCAGCGAGCAAGAAGCUGAGCUGGGGACAGAGGUACCGGGGACCGAGGGGACGAGGUGUGCGGUGUCCUGGCCUCAGGCAAGGUGAGCUGCCCUCCAGCACGGGAUGUGCCCUGAGCCCCUGCCCUGUGGGAGCUGCCGGUGACGGCAAGUGGGAGAGCCGGGAAGUCAGAGCAAAGGAAUUUGCAAACACAUUCUUCAGCGCCACGAGGAUCCCAUUGCAUGUAAACAGGAAUACAGGCCGGGCUGGGGCGAAGUGAGAGCUGCCUCCAGUUCUGCAGGACCCUCCCUGGACUCGCCUGCCCUGGGCAGCGCCCGGUGGCACCAGCCCCAAAUUUCUGUUCCCGACUGCAGCCGAGCCGCUGUGGGAAGCGGCAGCGAAGGAGAAGAGCGGGGCUGCUGAGCGACUGCCAAUGUCACGCUAACAUCCCGGCGAGGCUGCAGGGAGCCGGCGCUUUGAUCACCCGCCCGAGAGCAUCUCGAAGCAGGCAGGAUGCCACUGUGAGCCCUGCCUUCUCCUGCCUGCCCCAGCCUCGCUCCUGGCACCCUCGGGGCUGGCUGCAGAAGAGGGGUGCGGGGCCCGCUGGCGCUGCCCCGUCUCCCCAGGAUGCUCUCCCGCACCAGCCGCUGCUCCCUGUGCUCCUGCUCCGCGGCCAGACCGAGAUUGAAAGCUCAGCAGGCUGCCGGCAUGUUUUAGCCUCAUGCAGGCGUCCCUCGGAGACCCCAGAGCAGUGGACAGUAAUGUGAAAACGAUACUCAUGUCGUGUCUGAAAGGGCAACAGGUCAUCAUUAAGAUGGAGGCGAUGAAGAUCAUCCACCCGGAGAAGUUCUCGGAGCUCCAGGCGUCUCAGCCGCGCUACGCGCCCGCCCCACGCCGCGAGCCGCCCCUCGUGGCCAAGCGAGCGUGGCCCUCCGAGUCCGAGAUCAUCGUCAACCAGGCGUGCGGGGACAUCCCGGCCCUGGAUGCCACCCCCGGGCCGCUGCCGCUGCCUCGGACCCCGCCCCUGCCGCGGCGAGAGCGCGGCUACCAGGGCCAGCGCAAGGGCAGCUCCGAGGUUUGCUACCACCGGCAGCCGCCGUCGGACGAGGUCAUCGUCAACCAGUACGUGCUGCACCCCUCGACCCCCUGCGAGCCCCUGGAGUGCCCCACCUGCGGCCACAUGUACAACUUCACCAACAAGCGGCCCCGCAUCCUCUCCUGCCUGCACUCGGUGUGCGAGGAGUGCCUGCAGAUCCUCUACGAGUCCUGCCCCAAGUACAAGUUCAUCUCCUGCCCCACCUGCAAGCGGGAGACCGUGCUCUUCACUGACUACGGGCUGGCGGCGCUGGCCGUGAACACCAGUAUCCUGAACAGACUGCCGGCCGAGGCUCUGGCCGCCAACCCCGUGCAGUGGAGCAGCGACACCGAGCGCAGCUGCUACCAGACCUUCCGCCAGUACUGCGGGGCCGCCUGCACCUGCCACAUCCGCAACCCCCUGUCCUCCUGCACCAUCAUGUGAGCCUCGGCACGGCGGGACACGGCGGGACACGGCGGGACACGGCGGGACACGGCGGGACACGGCGGGACACGGCGGGCGGGACCGCGUCCCCCGGGCCCAGGGAAUGCUCCCGUACUCACCGCGCCCCAGGAUGGGACUGCUGUCCUCGCCGGCGCUGCCGGGGGCAGCGGGGGUGCCGGGACCUGGCAGCAGCCCCCUGCUCGCCGGCCGUGCCCGGGGAGAGGGGCGCUGGCGCGGGGAGCGCGGCUGUCAGAGCGCCCGGGGUGCGCGGCUCCCCCGGCCCCGCUCCGGUGUGCAUGGGGCGGCUCACCGUGCUCCUUCCCCGUGCUCCUUCCCUCCUCUGGGGCGGCUCACCGUGCUCCUUCCCCGUGCUCCUUCCCUCCUCUGUCCCCGGCUCUCCCCGGAGCGGACGCUGGGCCCCAGUGACAGCCUCCCCACCGCCCCACGGCCGCAGCAGCACAAGGAGCCCCGGAGAUGCACGGUGCCACCCUGGGCCACCCUCCCAGCACAGGAAGCGAGGACAGGUCCCCAGCUGCCCCCUCCACCCCCUUUCUGUAAGUUAUUUGCCAAAGCUUUCAUCUCAGUGGCCACGCCGCCGUGUGCCCGAGCCUCAGUAGCCACAGCAAGCCGCCCCGCCGGCCCCUCGGACGCCAGCAGACGCGCGGCCCAUGUCCUCCGCAGGCCCUUGAGGAAAGCUCCACUUUGUCCUCGUUUUGGAGGAUUCUUGUUUUUCCCCAUCCAUUCCCAGCCGCCCCACCCCAGGCCACUUCGUGUUCACAAAGGCAUUGAGCUGUGCCCGUUCUCUGCCCCUCCGCCCGGGACCCACACCGAUGCCCCAUGGGAUGGCUCAGGAGGCUGGCACGGGGUCCAGUACCCCAAAGUGCUGAAUUCAGCAGGGGGAUCUGACUGGGCAGGGCGACCGAGGUCUGGCUCCUGCCCACAGUCCCUUCCCCAGAGCAGCACCUCUGCUCUGACCCCCGUGCAGAAGGGCUGCAGCCCCCUGUGCACAGUCUUGCUUUCUCCAGAGCACCUGGAGGGGUAAGUUUGCUGCCAAAAAAAGCAAAAAAACAUAAAACAAAAAAACGAAAUAAAGAAAAAGCCAUAAUUUUGGGUGCUCCCAUGGGGCUGAGCACCACAACCCAGCAUGGCCAUGGCACCAGGGGACACGCUGCCCAGUCCCAGGGCGCUGGGGCUGGGUGAGCCUGAGGGGUCCCAGAACCCUGCAUCCUGGAGGAAACAGCAGCUCCUGGCACUGGCCAAGGCCAGCAGCCGUGCAGGGAGAGGGGCCGGUCCAUGGGCAGCCCGUCCCGAGGGAGCGGGCAGUGCCGCUGGCGCAGCCCCAGGACCGUUCUCCCCCCGCUGGAGAACGGCGCCGGUACCGUCUCUGUGUUGCUCUGCCAAUGCCUCCCGCUGCUGGUUGUGACCAUGAUCAUGUUUUAUACCCGGCCUUGUUCUGACCCCCAUCAGUCUCCCCAAUAAAGAUUAUAUUGGAACGAA